This is a messenger RNA of Plutella xylostella (diamondback moth), 2317 nucleotides long. It is a transcript of the gene dyl, whose product is annotated as transmembrane protein dusky-like. The record is from RefSeq and is a predicted model, not a curated record. NCBI's taxonomy places the organism in Eukaryota, Metazoa, Arthropoda, Insecta, Lepidoptera, Plutellidae.
CGUCAGAUGACGGCGGCGCGCGCGUUGCCUCCACUACCUACCUCCACGCGCCCGCGAAAACGAAAGUGACAGAUACAUACCCCAAAACUGUGUGACUGAAACGUGUUGUGUGAACAGAACAGUGCUAGCUAGUCCAGGUUAUCCUGAAACUGUUGCUCUCAAUUGGAUCUCAAGUUGGAACUUACUUCGAAGGUUUUCCAGUUUUGCAAGUCGCGCUAAUUAUAUGCCACUCAGAUAAAAGCAUUUGAGCUGAAGUCAACAUGAAGCGGAGCAGGCUGUUGCUGAUCGCUGCGGUCCUCGUGCAGAUAGCGCGAUGCGAGCCCCCGGUGGACUCGGCGUCGCUGCCGCUGGAGCACCGCGGCGGCGGCGGCUACGGGCCCCCGCUGGCGCCCGCGCACGCCGACGACCCCUGGCCGCUCGCCACGCCCGACAGCCCCAAGAUCAAGCACCUGCAGGUGCAGUGCGAGAAGACGCACAUGCGCGUCAACAUUGAGUUCGACCGCCCCUUCUACGGCAUGAUCUUCUCCAAGGGCUUCUACAGUGACCCGCACUGCAUGCACCUCAAGCCCGGCACCGGCCACCUCAGCGCCACCUUCGAGAUCUUCCUCAACAGCUGCGGCAUGUCCAGCUCCGGCAGCCACUCGGUGGCCAACUACGGCGCGCCCACGCCCAGCGGCUCGUACGUGGAGAACACCAUCAUCGUGCAGUACGACCCCUACGUGCAGGAGGUGUGGGACCAGGCGCGCAAGCUGCGCUGCACCUGGUACGACUUCUACGAGAAGGCCGUCACCUUCCGCCCCUUCCAGGUGGACAUGCUGCACGCCGUCACCGCCAACUUCCUCGGCGACAACCUGCAGUGCUGGAUGCAGAUCCAGGUGGGCAAGGGGCCCUGGGCAUCCGAGGUGUCCGGCAUCGUGAAGAUCGGGCAGACCAUGACCAUGGUGCUGGCCAUCAAGGACGACGAGAACAAGUUCGACAUGCUGGUGCGGAACUGCGUGGCGCACGACGGCAAGCGCGCGCCCAUCCAGCUCGUGGACCAGUACGGCUGCGUCGUGCGGCCCAAGAUCAUGAGCAAGUUCCAGAAGAUCAAGAACUUCGGCCCGUCCGCCUCCGUCGUGUCCUUCGCCUACUUCCAGGCGUUCAAGUUCCCCGAUUCGAUGAACGUGCACUUCCAGUGCGUGAUCCAGGUGUGUCGCUACAACUGCCCGGAGCCCAAGUGCGGCGGGCUCGGCGCGGACUACGGCGUGCCGCUGCUGGGCGGGCCCUCGCUGGGCGCCGGCGAGUACGGCGCGCCCAACUCGCCGCACGCUGAAUAUGGCCCGCCGCCGCAGAGCGUGCACAGUGAGUACGGCCCGCCGCCCGCCUUCCCCGACCCGCGCCACCCCGCCGACGCCACCGGCUCCUUCUCCGAGAAGCGCGACGACGCCGUGCCGCCCCCGCAGGCGCAGGCGUCGUCCACGCCGCACGCGCCCGCGUCCAGCCCCGCGCCCGCGCGCGACGACGACGCCGCCGUGCACCUGCCGCCGCCGCCGCCGCCCGGCCGCCGCGGCGCCUACAACACCGUCAAGCGGAAGGACGAGGCGCACGGCUCGCUGGCCACGCUGGGCGGCCGCCCGCGCUCCGUGGAGGACCUGCCGGCGCGGCUGCAGGGCGCGCGGCGGCGGCGGCGCGACGCGCAGGAGAUGACCGACGUCAACACGAGCCGCACCAUCCAGGUGGUGGCGCCCGGCGACGUCAACUUCGCGCUCAACAACGCGGCCGGCAACGAGACCGUGGUGAUCCAGUCGCCGGGCGCCGACCCGGAGACCAUCUGCAUGUCGGUGCCGUCGUUCGUGGCGGGGCUGGUGAUGCUGCUGCUGGUGCUGGCCGUGGCGUCGCUGGUGGCCGCCUUCCUGUGCGUGCGCGUGCGCCACCUGGACCGCAAGCAGGGCCUGGCGCCCGCCUACUUCGACGCCGACUACGUGAAGCACGGCAACUAGCGCGCGCGAGUGCGGGACGCGGGACGUUCUCUGAACUCUUCUGGAUCCAAAGAGCGCGGUGCUUCGGCCCCGGCCGGGCGGCGUCCCCGGGGCGCUGCCGCGGUCGCGAUCGAAGCCGCCCGACAAGUGCGUUAUUAAUUUAUUUAUUAGAUGUGUAAUGAAUGAAAUGAUAUGAGCGUGAUGAAUUUGUUUGACUGGUUUUGUAAAUUAUUUUAUUUGUGUGAGGAGCACUCUCUGUAUUGUCUUUUUAGUCGAUACGUCUGUUGUAAUUUUGUAAAGAGUCGUAAGUAAGGUAUAGUCCUUAAGUUAUAUACCAAUUAAAAAGUGUCGUGUGAGAA